GGGACGCUUUUUCAACAACAGUGAGUCAGUCACUUCAGUAGCUUGCUAGGCGACAUAGCCUAAACGUUCAAGCUUUUUUAGACUGUUUCAGUGCAUAUUUUCCCAUGUGUUUUAAACAUUUCAUAUUUACGUUGUUAGUCAGGCAAAAGUCUUACAUUUGCCUAGGACUAGGCUAGUCGCUAAUGCCAAGUAGCUAGCAAACAUCCCCGAUCAUGAGUUCACUAAGCUACUCUCCUGCUGAUAAAGAAGAGGAGGUCUGCUGGACGGACAAAGAGGGUCUGUGGCUGAACGUUGUUGUGAAAGAGGAGGAGGAAGAGGAGGCUGUUACAAUACAAAAACAAGUAGAGGGUGAGGCUGUUACAGUGAAAGAAGAAGAGAAAGAUGUUUCAGUUAAAGAAGAGGAGGAUGCAGGGGAGGAGGGGGAGAUGACUGUCACAUUGAAAGAAGACGACGAGGAGGAGACAGAAGAUUUGAUUAAGACCAGAGAGAGACCAGACUCUCACAGUAGGAAGAGUCCUUCAGAGGAAGCAGACCCUGCAAGGCCCAAACCAGCAAGCCCACACCACUGCUCCCACUGUGGAAAGAGAUUUUUCUUAUCCUGGAAUCUGAAAAACCAUAGGAGAAAAGCUGAUCCAAUGUUCCCACUGUGGAAAGAGUUUUACCCAGUUAGGGAACAUGAAAAUACAGAAUACACACAGGAGAAAAGCCCUACCACUGUUCCCACUGUGGAAAGAGUUUUAGUUGGUCAGGGGGCCUGAAAAAGCACGAGAGGACGCACACACAAGAAAAGUCCUACCGCUGCUUCCACUGUGGAAAGAGUUUUACUAAGUUAGGGGGCCUGAAUAGGCAUGAGAGGACACAUACAAGAGGGGAGAAGACCUACCACUGCUCUCAGUGUGGAAAGACAUUUUCCCAGUCAGAGGACCUGAAAUCACAUGCGAGAAUAUAGACGCUGUGUUCUGACUUAUGUUAUUGACCUGAGAAUUUAGGUUUUUGUUUUUGCCAAAUUAAAUCAUAUUGUUUAUAUGAAAUCAUUAACAAAAUAGACCUACUUUUGUUUUGUUUUUUUUUCCAUCUGGAAACCUGAUCAUGUCUAAAAUCAGACUAAAUAUUUAAAAAUGUGUAUUUUGUUUUCAUUAUUAGCUUCGAUUGAUUUUAUACAAGUAUAAACCCUCUGUUGUUCACUAUAUGAUUUGGAUAUUAUUAAAGUGAAGUUAAUAUAUAAGUAACAGGAGCCUUGGCUUGUCUGAUCC
Oncorhynchus tshawytscha (Chinook salmon) is the source of this 1253-nucleotide messenger RNA. RefSeq names its product proline-, glutamic acid- and leucine-rich protein 1-like. The transcript has 2 exons. Bases 213 to 758 code for a protein of 181 amino acids. Lineage: Eukaryota; Metazoa; Chordata; Actinopteri; Salmoniformes; Salmonidae. The record is from RefSeq and is a predicted model, not a curated record.